ACAGACAUGCAGCCAGCUGUUAGAGACCGACUUCAUCCCGCAGGUGGCAGCAACAUGCAAGGGAGGCCACAUGCACAUCCGAGUCAACUUCAAUGGUAGCUUCACUGGAGCAGUCCAUGCCAGGGACUACAGAACGCCGGCCUGCAUGCGGAACGGAGAUGGUUCCAGGCAGGUGCAGCUUGAAAUCAAUUUGCUCGCGCAGCCUGGUGCUCCUGACUACUGCGGGUUGCUUGUGAACAAUCGGACAGAAGAGCGCUCAGUCCCGAUCGCCGUUCGGAUCCACCGAACCCUUGAGCUGGCAGACGACAAGUUUUAUGUGAUCACGUGCGGUAAGGCCGGCUUCAGAAACGCCAGGAACGAAACCUCCCUCGUAUCCCUACGACUGCUCGACGGAGAACGAAAAACGACAGAGGCCGUCUAUCACAGGCCGUACACGUUAAGGACCGAGAUAUCCAGGCCAGACGGCGCUUAUGGCUUCAGGGUGAAGAAUUGUUUUGCAUUCAACAAGCAAAACAGUAGUGUUCUGUUGGUAGACGACAGGGGAUGCCCCGCGGACGAAAAUAUACUGGGUCCUUUCCGAUACGACGAGAUUAGAGGAGUAGCAGAUGCUCCACUAUUUUCGAUGUUCAGGUUUCCUGAUGGCUCCGAGGUUCAUUUUCAGUGUGAUGUAGGGCUUUGCAAAGGCCCUUGCGUCCACCCCUCAUGUACAAGCAGUGAUCUCCGACUACCUCUCUCAGACGACCAAGGGCUUCUAAUGGCAGCAACCAGUGCUUUUGUUGUAGAUCCUGGAGAAGCUCCUCUCACAUCAGAGCUAUGUGAAGGUGGCGUGCAUCCCCAAUGGUUGUUAUGGCUGGCCAUCGCGUUGGGAAUCCUCUUCUUGUUGAUGUUGAUCGUCAAUGUGUUCCUGUGUUCAGCAAUGACGUGUGCCUGUGCCAGAACGGAGGUAAUCGAAAAAGAGCCGAGUAUAAUCGAAGACUACGAUCCAUACCGAAGCUGGCAUGGGAGUCAGUACGGAUCUAGAUAUUCCCUAAAUGGAGCUCCUCAGCACCCAAAAGGCUACACCUCCGGAGGUAGCACCAUGAACAGUACCAGAUCAGUAUCUUCCCAUAGCGAUCACUAUGCCAUCGUGCAUUCCAGGCCUGGCAGUAGGGGCUACAGCAAGCAUUCUAGGGGGCCCCCUUCGCACAUGGGCAGCCAUUAUAGCGGAAAAUAGACAUCACCAGCUCAAAGAAGAAAGAGAAUAAAUAUGGUGCAAAUGUGAAUGAUUGUGUAUGGAUGAGAUUUAGUUAUUAAGUGUACAGAAGUACAAAGUGGUAGUGUUGGUUUUGCGACAAUGAAAUUGGGUGGUCAGAUGUUGUGUACAGCGCCUUUGAGUCAGGUUAGCCAGUUGAAAUACGGGAUGAUAGAAUUUUAACGUCAAGUUAAUCGAAAAUUUCAAAAUUGCGGCUGGGAUCCAUCUUAGAACAUUUUUUUUUUAAUUGAAUGGAGGGCGAUGUGGAACGCCAUUUUGAAGCUGUGUAACAGUACAGUGCCGUGUAAUACAAAGUUCUCCAUCUUUUCACAUGUUCUGCAGGUUAAAUUGUUGGAUUUGAGGAGAAAGAAAGAUGCAGCGUCUUCAAAGAACAUGAAUGACACCUCCAUACCAAACACCGCAUCGAACUGUGAGUCGACGAGGAUGUAGUGGUCGUUGAUGGAUGACACGAGAGUUCUCUAAUGCACAGAUACGACAAUUCUGCUUAUUAACAAAUCCGAUCAUAUCGAAUUGGGCUUCAUCGCUCAUGAUCAGUUGUCGGUAAAAAUAGUUAUUUUGGGUAUUGCAUGAUCACUAGGCUGUAGUUCUUGGGUCAACUGAAUUUUGUGUGGCCGCAAAUGCAAGUCUCUUUUUAGAAUAGUGCACAAUGAUCUACGACGAUUACACAGUUCUUGAGAGCGAUGUCUGGUAGACGUCUCAGGGCGCUUCAUUACAUUUUCACGAACUCUCUCGAUAUUUUCCGGAAUACGAACACGGCCCGACCUUGGCAAGUCUUCAACUUCGCCUGUUUAUUCAAAUUUCCGCAUCAACUGACGAAUGGUACACUGGGCACAUUAUUUAGACCGAAAUCUUGUAGCUUCCGAAUCGUGGCAGCAAUCGACUCAUCAUUUAAGUAAAACGUACUGAAAUGCAUGUACCAAAAAUGGCGCGCAAUUUAAAUCAGUCAGUUACAUAUAUUCGCUACCGUGUAUUUAAUAAUUAUCUGACCACUACUUUUAUGUCCAAUCCAUCUGUAUCUUGAUUUGUUGUUGUCAGUUUUCUUGGUUGAACCAGCUUUGGUGGAUCUGCUAAGUAUCUGAGUGUGUUACCAUAAAGUUGUCUUCCAGAAAAUGGUAUAGCUUACUUUUUCACAUUCUCAGUCAAGUAACUUUAUUAAUUAAACUAAAGUGCAAUUAGAAGAAUAGUCAACUAUAAAAAUAGUAGAAAAUAAACUUAAAUUUACUGGUACCUACCCUAAAUAAAGUGUGCUGAUAAAAUAGUCAAAACGGAAAUGCACUUUUAUAGGUCUGAUGAGUUGUUAAACAAGUUGAAACGUAAAUCACUUAUUUAUGCAUUUAUGUUUUUAUUAGUAAUACAGACAAAAUAAGAUAAACGUGCAAAAUCCCCUGAGUAAUCGGUAGCUUCCAGAACAAAAUCUAGAUGUUGAUUCCAUUAAAAAUUGUUUUAUAUGAGGAGUCUCCUAGACUUUCAUUAAUUUGUCCAAGGCAUCACUUUUACCUAAGACAUUUGGGUGCUUCCCAGGCUACAAUGAAGCUUCCUUGUUCUCAAAGUUAUCUCAUUGCUAAAGGAUUAUGAAUUCAGCGUUUCCAUUGUUGUUGACUACAAGGUACAAGUCAAAAUUUAGACCAAUGGUUGCAACAUUAUGCACGUACGGUGGCACUAUCUUCUAAUCUGAGGUACAAAAACGUCAUCUGUUUCACAUACGAAAUGGUAUGUUUUUUUUCCAUAACUAAUGUGAUAAAAAAUAAAAAACAUUGACUAAUAUAUAUGAAUUAACGUAUUAGGUGCGGAAAUUGAAACUUCUAUUUGAGUGGAAUGCCUGUUGUAAUAUUAAUUAAUUAUGGAUUAUGUAAAUUUGAUAAUGAAGUAUUUAAUGUUAAUCAUUAUUUAAGUUUUUUUAGAAUAAACAUUGUAAAUUGAACUGAUUUGUAAAACAUAUUGUGUAAAUAAAAUAUCUACUAGAACAGUUAAA
Messenger RNA from Acanthoscelides obtectus, 3224 nucleotides. The record is from the annotation of a GenBank genome assembly. NCBI's taxonomy places the organism in Eukaryota, Metazoa, Arthropoda, Insecta, Coleoptera, Chrysomelidae.